CCGGACUGGCGGUGGUUUCCGGUUCCGCGGGGCUGGCGGGCGGGCGGGCGGCCGGGAGCAGCGGCGGCGGCGCCUGACAGACAAUGAGGGCGGCAGGGAGGCGCUGAGCGGCGGCAGCGGCGGCGGCGAGCGACGCGGGGCCCGGGGGCGGGGCUGGGCGGCAGCCAUGGACAAUCAGUGCACUGUCCAGGUCAAGUUAGAGCUGGGACACCGGGCCCAACUGCGCAAGAAACCCACCACGGAGGGGUUCACGCACGAUUGGAUGGUGUUCGUCCGUGGCCCCGAGCAAUGUGAAAUCCAGCACUUCGUGGAGAAGGUGGUCUUCCGGCUGCAUGACAGCUUCCCCAAGCCCAAGCGCGUGUGUAAGGAGCCCCCGUACAAAGUGGAGGAGUCGGGUUAUGCUGGCUUCAUCAUGCCCAUCGAGGUGUACUUCAAAAACAAGGAGGAGCCGAGGAAGGUUUGCUUCACCUAUGACCUGUUCCUGAACCUAGAGGGCAACCCACCUGUAAACCACCUGCGCUGUGAGAAGCUCACCUUCAACAACCCCACCAUUGAGUUCCGGUACAAGCUCCUGAUGGCUGGCGGGGUGAUGGUAAUGCCCGAAGGAGCAGAAACGGUGUCCAGGCCCAGUCCUGACUACCCCAUGUUACCCACAAUUCCACUCUCUGCCUUCUCUGACCCCAAGAAGACCAAACCGUCCCACGGCUCCAAGGAUGCCAGCAGGGAGAGCGGCAAGGCCUGCAAGGCCCACAAGACGGCCAAGGAGCAUCGGGAGCGGCCACGCAAAGACUCGGAGAGCAAGGGCCCCUCUAAGGAGCCAGAGCGUGAGCAGGCCCGGAGUGCCAAGGACGCCUCACGGAAGCUGGUUGAGGGUCGGCCACCCAAGGAGGAGAAGGCCCCACCUCCCAAGACCGCAUUUAAGGAGCCCAAGAUGGCCCUGAAGGAGACCAAACUGGAGAGCCUGUCCCCCAAGGGUGGCCCCCUGCCACCCCCCGCACCCAAGUCUUCCAGUAAGCGGCCGGCCACCGCUGACUCACCCAAGCCCAGUGCCAAAAAGCAGAAGAAGAGCAGCUCCAAGGGGUCUAGGAGCGCCCCUGGCACUUCGCCCCGCACCUCGUCUUCCUCCUUCUCUGACAAAAAAUCAGCCAAGGACAAGGGCAGCGCCAAAGUGGAGAAGAUCAAAGCUGAGAGUGAGCCCCGGGAGAUCAAAAAACCCCCAGAAGUGGAGGAGUCCAACUCGGAGGACGAGGCCUCCUUCAAGACAGAGUCCGCCCAGUCGAGCCCAUCCAACUCCAGCUCCAGCUCUGACUCCAGUUCAGAUUCAGAUUUUGAGCCAUCUCAGAACCACAGUCAAGGACCCCUGCGCUCCAUGGUGGAGGACCUGCAAUCCGAGGAGUCCGAUGAGGAUGACUCUUCAUCAGGAGAGGAGGCUGCCGGCAAGACGAAUGCAGGGAGGGAUUCCAGGUUGAGCUUCAGUGACAGCGACAGCGACAACAGUGCUGACUCCUGCCUGCCCAGCCGUGAGCCCCCUGCCCCCAAGAAGCCACCCCCACCCAACAGCAAGGUAUCAGGCCGGAGGAGCCCCGAGUCCUGCAGCAAGCCUGAGAAGAUCCUCAAGAGGGGCACCUAUGACAAGGCCUACACAGAUGAACUGGUCGAGCUACACCGGAGGCUGAUGGCCCUGCGGGAGCGCAACGUGUUGCAGCAGAUCGUGAACCUGAUCGAGGAGACUGGCCACUUCAAUGUCACCAAUACCACCUUUGACUUUGACCUCUUCUCCCUGGAUGAGACCACCGUGCGUAAGCUGCAGAGCUACCUGGAGGCCGUGGCCACAUGACCCUGGGCCGGGUGCCGGGCCCCUGUCAUCAGGGUCCCGGGAGGCCACAUCCGGACCCCGCCUGCCUUUCUCUUUCUCGACUCACUCGCCCGCAGCACUGCCUUAGUGACCGCCCUGUCCUCGGCCCACAGGGCCAGCUGCACUUUCCUCAUUGGCUCCCGGCCUGCCCUCCCCACCAGUUCACCGGGAGCCCUGAGGCCGAGGGGGGUCAGGCCGGCGCUGCUGCUGCUCCCUGACACUCAGGGGCUAUCACCUGGGUCCCCCUUGGAAAGUGGCUUGUGUUGAAGGCAGCACUGGGCCUCAUUCCUGUAUAGGGGAGGAAGUGUGCCCAGCGGUGGGAGCCUUGCUCCAUCUUGGGGCAUGUGGCACAUGCCUCUCUGAGCAUCUGGAACACCACCUCCAGCCUCCCCAAACGGUUCAGACACACCGCACCCCAGGACCUCAGGGUCCAGCUGCUCCAGGCCAGGCCUUGGCUCGUCCUCCAAGUGAGCUGGAUGCAGCCCCUCUCUUGGCUCUCACUGUGCUGAGACUCCAUGCUGUAUAGUUGUCUCUCUAUUAUAUAUGUAUGUGUGCACUGUAGGUACCAGAGCGGUUUCUGGGUGUGCAUUUCUGUGGCAGCAGUGCACGUGGGGGGUGGGGGGUGAGUAAGGUGGGACUUUUAGGUUAAGAUGUCUCCACUGGUCUUGUCGUUGGGCUAGAGGCCGAGCCGGAGCGCCAACUGGUUUUCUCCAAGUGCAGGGAGGAUCCUCCCUCAGUGGUACAAGGACGCCUCGUCCUCCUCCCAGGACUCAAAAGGCACAGCCCAGGGGCCGUGAACACUACGAUGGAGCAGUAGGUCCUCAGGCGCCUGGUCAGACUGGCAGCUGUCUCCAGGAGCAGAUCUCCCGGGCCUCAGCCUCUCCUUUCUUCCAUAGGAUCCUCUUCCUCCUUUCUGUUGAUUGAGUCUUCAAAUCUUGAAAAAAAAUGAGCUUUUGCCAAAUAAGAUAUGAUAGUUUGUGGAGUAUUUUCAAGGAGUGUCAGGACUCAGAGCCAGCUCCUUGUUCCUGGGCCCUGCCCAGGCCCUCCUGGGCCCUCAUGGGCCCUCAUGGGCAUGCUUGUCUCUCUCUGGUUUGGGCUUAGCCCUCCGACACCUGCCGUUCAAACUUGUCCAGAGCCCUGAGACUUAAUUCCUCGAACGCCUGAGAUUCUCCAAGGGCCAGGCCAGUUCCUCCUCCCUCUGGCCCACCUUCCAGGGUCAGAGUGCCCUCAUGGAGUCAGCCCACCUUAGGUGGGGCUCCUCGAGAGCCUGUUUGCUCAGCCUCUGUUCCCCCAGACUUUGACUCAAGGCUCCUCUAGCCCCCUCCCCCAACUUUUGCCCUGAACAACAUGUGGGGAAGAAGACUGUGGGCCCAGAGGUGGGCUCACCUUCUCUCUCCAACCCACUGUCAGACAGCCCCUCUCCCCAGUUCCUGAGUUCUGAUGUGGGGAGCGCCAUGCUCCUGUUCCCUGUGGCCCCUGAUUCUCAUGUUCGUGCUCUGAUUCCGUCUGUCAGGCAGACCCUGAACACUCCCUGGUGAUCCCCACCUGCAAGGCUUCCCUGAACUCCAGCCUUCCUGGUGAGAUCUCC
This is a messenger RNA of Molossus molossus (Pallas's mastiff bat), 3443 nucleotides long. It is a transcript of the gene MLLT1, whose product is annotated as MLLT1 super elongation complex subunit. Gene Ontology annotation, cellular component: super elongation complex. NCBI's taxonomy places the organism in Eukaryota, Metazoa, Chordata, Mammalia, Chiroptera, Molossidae. The record is from RefSeq and is a predicted model, not a curated record. The transcript is spliced from 12 exons. Gene Ontology annotation, biological process: regulation of DNA-templated transcription. Bases 167 to 1837 code for a protein of 556 amino acids.